Messenger RNA from Delphinapterus leucas (beluga whale), 4076 nucleotides. The record is from RefSeq and is a predicted model, not a curated record. NCBI's taxonomy places the organism in Eukaryota, Metazoa, Chordata, Mammalia, Artiodactyla, Monodontidae.
GCCAGCCCUGCUGGCUCCAGAAGGGUUGGGUCGCUUCUCCUCAGCUCCUCCAGGGCGGCUGCGGCAGUGGUGGUAGCGCUGCAAGUUUUGACGUUUCGGACGCCGAGGCGCGCGCCUGCACUCCCCGGCCGACGGCUGUGGAGGCGGCUGACCCUCGAGGGCCCCUCAGCCGCGCCCCGGCGCUCCCGCCGCCCAGGGUCGGGCGGCCACGAGGCCCGGCCGCGUUCUCCCGCGCUCUCCAGCCCGGCGGCUGCAGCCAUGUCGCGGGGGCCGGAGGAGGUGAACCGGCUCACGGAGAGCACCUACCGGAAUGUUAUGGAACAGUUCAAUCCUGGGCUACGAAAUUUAAUAAACCUAGGAAAAAAUUACGAAAAAGCUGUUAAUGCUAUGAUUCUGGCGGGAAAAGCCUACUACGAUGGAGUGGCCAAGAUCGGUGAGAUUGCCAGCGGGUCCCCUGUGUCGACAGAGCUGGGCCAUGUUCUCAUAGAGAUUUCGAGUAUCCACAAGAAACUCAACGAGAGCCUUGAUGAAAAUUUCAGAAAAUUCCAUAAGGAGAUUAUCCAUGAGCUGGAGAAGAAGACAGAGCUUGAUGUAAAAUAUAUGAACGCGACUCUCAAAAGAUACCAAGCAGAACACAGGAAUAAAUUAGAUUCUUUGGAGAAAUCUCAAGCAGAAUUGAAGAAGAUCAGAAGGAAAAGUCAAGGAGGACGAAAUGCACUCAAAUAUGAACACAAGGAGAUGGAGUAUGUAGAAACCAUCACUUCUCGCCAGAAUGAAAUCCAGAAAUUUAUUGCAGAUGGUUGCAAAGAAGCUAUACUUGAAGAGAAAAGGCGCUUCUGCUUCCUAGUUGACAAACACUGCAGCUUCUCAAAUCACAUUCAUCAGUAUCACUUACAGUCUGCAGAAUUGAUCAAUUCCAAACUGCCUAAGUGGCAAGAAACAUGUGGUGAUGCCACCAAAGUACCAGAGAAAAUCAUGAAUAUGAUCGAAGAAAUUAAGACCCCAAUCUCCACCCCAAUGUCUGGAACGCCUCUGCCUUCACCCAUGAUCGAGAGAAGCAGCAUGGUUGGGCGAGAUUAUGACACCCUUCCUAAAUAUUCACCAAAGAUCCCCUCGGCUCCUUCAGCCAGAGCGUUAACCAGCCCUUUGAUUGACAUGUUUAAUAACCCAGCCACAGUCGCACAGAAUUCAGAAAGAAAAAAUAAUUCAACAGGUUCUUCAGAUGACCCCAGUUUACAGCGAUCGGUUUCUGUUGCCACUGGACUGAACAGGGUAAAAAAGCAGAAAGUGAAAACCAUCUUUCCACACACGGCCGGCGCGAACCAGACCUUACUUAGCUUCGCGCAGGGAGAUGUCAUCACGCUGCUCAUCUCCGAGGAGAAGGACGGCUGGCUGUACGGAGAGCAUGAGGACACCAAAGUGAGGGGUUGGUUCCCGUCGUCAUACACAAAGUUGCUGGAGGAAAACGAGAAGGAGACCGUGAGCGUGCCCGGGCCAAGCUCGGUAUCAGUACGGAGCGUGAGCACGAUGAACUUAUCUGAGAAAAGCAGCGUCGUCAUCCCCCCACCGGAUUACUUAGAAUGUUCGUCCACGGGGGCGGCUGCAGAAAAGAAAGGAGCGGUUUCCCAAAACGCUUCUACCUUUAAAGCACCAGUGUCCAAACCAGAAACCACGUCUCCUAAUGAUGCAAAUGGGUUUGCAAAGCCUCUUUUUCUCAGGUAUGUUACUUUCCUCCACCAGGGCCCUCCCCCUUACCCAGCCCAGGAGAACUGGGCUUGCAGGAUCUCAGUUCCCCGACCAGGGACAGAACCGAGGCCCUCGGCAAUGAAAGCGUGGAGUGCUAACCACUGGACCGCCAGGGAAGCCCACCGCCCAUUACAGAACUGUCCAGAGCUGUAAACAUUUCAGACAGAGGGCAGCGUACCCCUCUGCAGUCCUGUGUGGGGCGGGAAGGUGGUGGUGGGAGAGCCUUCUAGGACAGCAGCUUAUUAAGUGCCAAACGCAACACGAGGCCAGGGGAACUCCCUCCUGGAUCAGGGCAGAUGCUGGGCAGGCCCUCAGGCCCCGCUCCCAGGGGACCCCCAGGCCUGAGGCCUUUCUCACUGCAGCCAAAACGAAACAAUUAGCUUAUAAUGGGCUGUCACAGAACAAAACUUUCAUGUUCAGAAAAUGUCUGGGAUUUAUAUAAGCUAUAUAAUUUUACAGAACAAGAGCAAGAGUUAUUAGCUCUUUUUCUGAACCAAAUCCCUGUCUUGAAGUAUUUCUGCCAACAAUUUUUUUCUCCCCCCGCCUCCCCAGCAAAGAAAAUCCCUUUGCUACUGUGAAACUCCGACCAACGGUGACAAAUGAUCGCUCAGCACCAGUCAUUCGAUGAAAAGGUGGCCCCAGAUUCCUCUGGUUCCCCGUUUGGUUCUCGCUUGGGAAAUGAUAGGUAUACGUUUGUGAUAAGUGCUGUCCUGUUGUAAAGCUUCACCGGAGGGUGCCUGAUUUUACAUGUAUUCCACUUGAGCAAAUCAGUGCAUUUUCUAAUUUAACAUAGCUGGGUUUACAUAUUUCUGUCUUUAAGGUAACUACGUCAUAGUUUAGAUACAAUUCAAUCAUUUAAAGUGUUUUCUUCCUAUUCUGUUCAAGAACUGUAAAUUUGGUUCCAAUCCUAUUGUAUCAUUUUCUUUUAAUAGUCUGUGUUUUUUUUUAAUAGCCAGAAUAAGGGAUAGUUGACGCUUCUGUGACUGGCUUUCUGCACCUGAAUGCAAAUAAGAUCACAGUUUUAUUUUAUAAAGCAUGUGCUCUUAAAUAGCAUUACGAUGUUUAAAGAAAUCACCGUGUAGAUUUGCAUCCCAGCAUGCAAAUAACCUUAAGCAAUAUAAAUUAUGAGAAUACUGUAUAAAAUUUAAUUUAACUUAAAAACUUCUAAAUGUUUGCUUAAAUCAAAUGCAGCCCUACCCAAGAUGAAGCAUCCCGCAAGUUCUCGUGAUUUAGACACAGCGCUAGAGCACUGAGAAUUCACCUGUCCCCUAUCACAGCCAUGAUAUUAGCACUUGAACACUUUCUAAGAGGUACUGAAUUCGGCGUUCUGAGUUACCAACUGGGAUACCAAUGAAAACAUGCCAGGCCAUGCCACAUGCGGGCCUGGCUCACAGGGUAAUAACACAUGCAUCUGGGGACUCCGCACGUAGAAACCCAGGGUCCUCUCACUAAGCUAGUUGACCAAAGCUGCCUCCAUCACUGAUUUACUCUGAAACCUGUUGGGGUGCAAGUUUCUCCACUUUUCAGUCAGGUGCUGAAACUGCAAACAGCACUGCUGAAGCCAGGAGGACCUCUGGGAGCCAGGGGAGGGUAGUGGGAGGCUGCACCUCGGCUGAGCCCCACGCCGGCAUACCCGGAACCUGGGCUUCUGCAGCGGCGCAGCAAGGCAGAGCCAGUGGCAGGGUUUAUCUCUGGCUGUCAAGGACUACGCCCAAUUUGGAGGAGUGGGGAGUGGUCAUGAAAACUCACACGCAGGCCAUCCACUGUAUGGGGGCAGGGGAGGGGGGCUUGUUGCUGACCACAGCUUUUGGCUUUGCCAUGAAUAUUAUUUUUCUAUAAGCUUGAAAUUGGUCAAGGUCAAAUGCAGGUAAACCAGUGUAAGCGUGUGACGCUUUGGGUUCUUGGUCCUGUCUUCCUCCUGGCUGGUCAGCUAUGACCGCUUGGUGGUGGGGGUCUGGGACUGUGUGAGGGCUCCCAGGACCCACAGGCUAAGGGCAUCUGUCAAGCAGCACACUUGUCUUUUGAGAGCAGACCCUUCCACCAGCCAAGAAAACACAAUCAAAUUAGUCACAUGGCCCAUUGCUCCUCUCACCAUUUAAGAGUAGGGUUCACAAAAGCCCUUUAUUUUCAACAGUGUGGAGGGAGUGAGGUGUAGAGGCUUGUUAAUUAAGAAAAAGGGGGCAGGGGGUGUCACACCGUGGCCCCGGCCCCCAGAGCUCUGCUGCUGGGGGUCUUCUGGUUACAGGGAUGGCACAGGUCCUGGGAUUAUCAGACGCCACUUGCAGGCCCACCUGGCUCACCCAGACCCUCUACACCUCCACAGAAGGGAC